This is a messenger RNA of Westerdykella ornata, 1145 nucleotides long. RefSeq lists its product as uncharacterized. Gene Ontology annotation, cellular component: cytoplasm. Bases 43 to 1077 code for a protein of 344 amino acids. Gene Ontology annotation, biological process: protein refolding. Lineage: Eukaryota; Fungi; Ascomycota; Dothideomycetes; Pleosporales; Sporormiaceae. The record is from RefSeq and is a predicted model, not a curated record. The transcript has a single exon.
CCCGAACUUGCCAACUGCCCGGUGCAGUUAAAACCACGCAAGAUGACUUACCCACCUGCCACCUCAGCCGUUCCCUCAGGCAUAUACCUGCACCCCAUAUCUCUAACCCUCAACCCUCCACCUCCUCCCUCCCACUCCUCAAACUCUUCUCCUCCAACCUCUCCUUCACCCUCUUCACCUUCUUCUUCUAUUUCCACCUCCACUACUCGCAACCCCCUCCCAGCACACCUUCCAGACCACUACGCCGUCCUCCACCUCGACACAUGGGCCACAUCCGAAGAGAUAAAAUCCUCCUACCGCUCCCUGCGCGCCGAGUACUUCCGCUCAGACCCCGCAAAGUAUCGCGCUCUUCAAGCCGCCUACGCCGUCUUGGUGGACGCCGAAGCGCGAAGGAAGUACGACGUCGUGUACAGGGCAAGCAAGGGAUUACCCGUACCAGUUCGCAGGGCGCUGCUGGCGGACAAGACCAACGAGAGCAACAGCGACGAUAAUGGCACGACCACUGCCAGCGGAGACGUGACAGCGGCGAACAAGGGAAAUACCAUCGACAUUCGCAAGGAUGCCGCUGCCGCAGCCGUUGGCGAACAAUCGAACAUGAUGAAGGCGGCAACAACUGUGCGGCAUGCAAAAUCUGGUCAACUCCGCCAACCAGGACGCGUGCAACUACAGGCCAGCAAACUCGAGGAUGCCAUCAGCUUGAACGCAGAAGCAGCGGCAGUAGCGGCGAAGAAGGUCCAGAAUCGUAUUCCCAGCCCCGGCAGCGGGAUCAAGGAACCACCCCAGCGCAAGGUCGACACGAUCCCGAAACCCAGCUCAAUUCCACCUCCACAGGGUGCAACGACUCUGGAAACCAAGCGUUCCGUGGAGACAGCACUUGAACUGCAGGGGCCCCACGAUCCCAAUCACGCACUGAAGAACCAUGGGCUGGACAUGAAGCGCUGUGCAGAGUACGCCCGACGUCGCUACCAGAGCAACAUUCCCAUCCUAGAAGCGUACAAGGGGCGACACUCGCACCCAGAGUUGCUUUGCACGCGGCCAAAGUAUGUUCUUGAAAUGGCGAGAAUGGCUUUGCCUUGAAGGACUUCAAGACGGACGCUGUAGAUGUUUUUUCUUUGAGACACCCUGUUCUUGACAGUUUGCCGGAC